CAGCUCCGAAAAAAAAAAGCUCGUGCAAACCCUAGAUCGACCGACCCGCUCCCCAUUCGCUGCGAAUCCCGCCAUUCCUUGUCCUGAUUCCCCGGCCGGCGAGUCGGAGCGCAGCUGCGAGGCGGCCGGCCGGCGAGUGGGCCUGACGCGCAUCCGACCCCAGAGACACCUUCUGUUCGCUUGUCGCUCCCCCAGCCAACCAUGGCGGCGGAGGGGGAGGCCAAGGAUACCAAUCCCCCCGUGGGCAGCGUCGGCGGCGGCGGCGAGAGCACCACCCUGGAGGAGGGAGUGAUGCAUGAGGCGGGAGGAGGGCAGGAACCGGAGGAGGAGGACGCGGGUCGAGAGGAGAAGUACGGCGACGCUGGGGGCGAGUGUAAAGAUCUGGUCCUGGUUGAGGAGGACCCUGUCGUCCUGCUCGAGGAUCCGGACGAAGCCGCAGCAACUGAAGCACUUCAGGAAGAAAUGAGAGCGCUUGUGGCGUCUGUCCCCGAAGGUGCUGGGGCAUCGUUUACUGCAAUGCAGCUGCAGGAGCUAGAGCAGCAGUCUCGGGUCUACCAGUAUAUGGCUGCCCGUGUGCCUGUUCCUACCCAUCUUGUCUUCCCCAUCUGGAAGAGUGUUACUGGUGCAUCCUCAGAAGGCGCCCAGAAUUACCCUACUUUGAUGGGGUUGGCAACACUCUGCUUGGACUUCGGGAAGAGCCCAGAACUAGAACCAGGGAGGUGCCGGCGAACAGAUGGAAAAAAGUGGCGCUGCUGGAGAAAAACUAUCCCAAACGAGAAAUAUUGUGAACGACAUAUGCACCGUGGUCGCAAGCGUCCCGUACCGCUUGUUGUCGAAGAUGAUGAGCCUGUUUCUGCAUCAGGGUCAAAAUCCUCAUCUGGCAAGGUCGCCGAAGGUGGCAAGAAGACUGACGAGAAGAGCUCGAGUAGCAAGAAGCUUGCAGUUGCAGCACCAGCUACUGUGGAGUCUCUACAUGAUUGAUGAUGCAUCAUUUAGAAGCUCCCUUCUUAUUGUAAUCCUCAGAAGACUCUAGUCUUGUCUAGCUAUAACCUCAUUAAGCAAAAUGUCUGUGGGAAGAAGCCACAAAAACUCCAGUUUAGUUGUCACUGAAAAUUCAGUUUAGGUGUAUAGUUUGAAUUAGCUUUGUCGUGCCUUCGGCCUUUGGGCAGGCGAUGCGGCAUGAUUGGAUAAAUCCUCCCUUACUGAUAAGUCGCAUUGUGACUCAAGAAACCAAUGGAAGGAUCUGUGAGCGAGACUAGAUACUGAACUAUUUGAUGUGUCUUUUUAUUGGCCCUCACAAUCGUGUGAUUUGUCAGUUGCAUAACAAAUGGAUGUUCCAUAAUUUUAUUCCCUAUGGAGAUUCAGUUAGCUA
Messenger RNA from Brachypodium distachyon (stiff brome), 1372 nucleotides. RefSeq names its product growth-regulating factor 11. The record is from RefSeq and is a predicted model, not a curated record. Gene Ontology annotation, biological process: developmental process; regulation of DNA-templated transcription; DNA-templated transcription. NCBI's taxonomy places the organism in Eukaryota, Viridiplantae, Streptophyta, Magnoliopsida, Poales, Poaceae. Bases 202 to 981 code for a protein of 259 amino acids. Gene Ontology annotation, molecular function: ATP binding. Gene Ontology annotation, cellular component: nucleus. The transcript is spliced from 3 exons.